Aspergillus fijiensis CBS 313.89 is the source of this 378-nucleotide messenger RNA. RefSeq lists its product as uncharacterized. The transcript has 2 exons. NCBI's taxonomy places the organism in Eukaryota, Fungi, Ascomycota, Eurotiomycetes, Eurotiales, Aspergillaceae. The record is from RefSeq and is a predicted model, not a curated record. The coding region runs from base 1 to 378 and encodes 125 amino acids.
AUGGGCCUGUCAGCAGAGACCAUCAUCGCCCUGGUAGCUCUGCUAGUUGCCUGUGUCCCCGGUCUCCGGUUCAUGAUCAAACACAAUGCUCGCAUCCGCCGAUGGUGGAACAAUACCCAAGAAAUUGUCGGCGUUCGUGAGGAAUCCAGCCCACGUGAUCCGAAGCGAUUCACAAAGCGAGUUGCCCCCCUUGGAGACUCAAAUAGUCCAAGAACCCACAACCAGCAAAAAUACAAGAGACCGUUUCAUAUGGUCCACCCCUUAGACAUCAGAUCGCUUUACGGAAAUGCCACCCAGCUGAACCACGCGCCCGAGGGAGGGGCGAGCGGCGGCUUGUCCAUAGAUGGCGUUCCUAGUGAGAGCAAGGCGGCCACGUGA